CGCCGCUGUGUGACGUCACGCCAUCAUGGCGCAACACAGGCUGUCUUUAAACAGUAUGUUUAUGAUUAUUCAUGGGUUUAAAAGCAGGCAACGAUUCACUGCAAACAGCUUUUGCGCUUAUACUAACGACUCCCAUUCACAUGUGAUACACGACAGACAAAAUCAGCGUUUUACGAUCAACAUUGACAGCGAUGGAGGAGUGAGGAGUGCUGUACUGAAAUACACCUUCAGAGAUGACAAACAUGUGGAGCUGAUAUCUACAGAGGUUCCUGAAUCACACAGGGGUAAAGGUGUAGCAGCUCACCUGGCCAAGGCUGCUCUGGACUUUGUUGUUGAAGAACAUUUGAAAGCAAGGAUAUCCUGCUGGUACAUCAGGAAAUAUGUGGAUGAAAAUCCUCAUCUUAAAUACCAAGCUUACAUUGAAGAUUAAUUCAACCCAGAACAUCUCUACUUGAUCCUAAAUCUAUUAUAUAUAAAUAUACUAUAUUAUGGAGUUUGAAAGAGUUGCAUUGUAUUAAGUUAAUGUGAGUAAACAUUUUAUGUGAUGGUAACUUCAGGACCCUCAUUACCCAAGAACAACUUCCUGACAUUACUCUUGUGUCUGAGUGGAUCCUAACAUUUAUAUUUCAACAUUCUUAAGGAAAUUGUGUCUGUUAAGCAGCUGAGCGAGAAAUUCAUAAUUUUUGUUAUGCUUUUGAAACAAAAUUGUUUAAGAAGAGAAAGGGGGCAUUGAUGUCUGAUGAUGGGGCUUGGCGAGCGGUUCCAGUUCAUCUGAAAGUGAAAAAACUGAAAGUGACAAGCUUGUCAAGUAUGCAAUGCAUACUCGAACGCAUACCUUUUACCUCUGCAUUUAACCCAUCCCAGCAUUUAUGAGUUAAAUUUAACACAUCCCAGUGACUAGUGAGCAACCACUGCAUGUCGUGAACACACAGCCAGAGCAGUAGGCAGCUAUCCCAGCACCCAGGGAGCAAUUAGGAUAAUGGUGCCUUGCUCAAGGGCACCACAGUUGCAACCCAACAGCCAUGAGACUCGAACCGGCAACUCUUGGGUUAUAAGCCCGACUCUGUAACCAUUAGAUUACAACUACUGUAUCUCUUCUAAAUAGAGGUUCAGAUGUUGGCCAGUAAAAUCUUCAUUAAGACUUUGUAAACCAUUUUAUUGUGGACUGCUGUUAACGGUUUGUCCAAUAGGAAUAUUUAUAAUGUUUAUAAAUGAAUCAGAGAAAAUAUGUUCAUUAUGAGCCGAUGUAGGCAGACAGAUUUUUAUCAGUGUAUAGUCCAUCUAUGUACACUAGCGGCUAAAAAGUUUGGGACACUCAUUCGUUCUUUAUUUAUAUUUUUUCCAUAUUAUAGAAUAAUAAUAAACUCGUCCAAAUGAAGGCAUAACACAAAUAUAACUGUGAGAAUCAUGUUGGUGACUAAAAGCAUCCAAAAUAAAGCAAAACUGUUAUAUUUUAUUAUCUGAAGUGCAGUCACCCUUUGACUAGAAAUUGCACAACCGUACACAUGUCAUUUUUUCAAGAAGCUUCUUAAAUGUUCAAUUUAGGAUGAAUUUUAAAGAGUAUAGGAGGAGUUCAUAUUUAAUCUGGGCUCUUAUGGGCUGCUUUUUCUUCAAUAUUCAGUGUAAGUCAUCUAUUUCAAAAAUAAUAUUUUAAACUAAAAUUUUAUAGCCUGGUUAGCCAGACCUACAUCAAGAUGUAAACCCUGGCAGCAAAUAUAUUUUGCGGCCGCUAGGGUGCGUCUAGAUUUCUAGGCUAAAAAUUUUAGUUUUCUAAUAACAGAAAUUAAUCUGUUUGGCACAGGUAUAUUUUUGUCUACAAAAGUAAUUUCAAGCAUUUACCAUACAUCUUCAGAUUAAAUGAUUUUAAAGAUCACAGUUUUCAUUUUAGUCAAGUGUCCCAAAACUUUUGGCCGCUAGUGUAUUCUCUGUACUAGGACUGCACAUCAUUUUAACAUCGGCAUCGCAAUGCGUGCAUCUGCUAUAUCACAUCGCAGAACCAAUAUUGCCAGUGGUACACUAUACAGUAUAAGAAAGGUUUUACACAGCAGAUGAAAAUCACAGAUGUCUAUCAGUGAGCAAUACAAAAAAUGCAAGGCAGAAGUUAAUUCCUCUUAAACUGAGCUUUUAUAAGUCAUCUGGUGAAGACAUCCAGUAUUUCUCAUAUCUCAAUAUACAUCACAGGAAAACAUAACGUUGCAAUGCAAGUUUUCACCCAAUAUCAUGCAGGCCUACUCUGUGCCGACUAAGUGAAUAAA
Molecule: messenger RNA, 2255 nt
Organism: Paramisgurnus dabryanus
Lineage: Eukaryota; Metazoa; Chordata; Actinopteri; Cypriniformes; Cobitidae
Product: protein NATD1
Source: RefSeq, a predicted model, not a curated record